Messenger RNA from Entelurus aequoreus (snake pipefish), 1595 nucleotides. RefSeq names its product major facilitator superfamily domain containing 4Ab (gene slc60a1b). The coding region runs from base 1 to 1563 and encodes 520 amino acids. The transcript has 10 exons. The record is from RefSeq and is a predicted model, not a curated record. NCBI's taxonomy places the organism in Eukaryota, Metazoa, Chordata, Actinopteri, Syngnathiformes, Syngnathidae.
AUGUUUGUAGAACAACGGAUAGUAACUCUGUUUAAAAGGAACGCUCACCACACCUUGACUUACUGGAGUGUUUUUUUCAGUUUUGGACUGUGCAUUGCCUUUCUUGGACCUACUAUUCUAGACUUGAAAUGUCAAACCAACUCCACGCUGAGCCAGAUUACCUGGGUGUUCUUCUCCCAACAGUUCUGCUUGUUGAUCGGCAGCACGGUCGGCGGAAUCUUUAAGAGGACGUUGUUCUCUGCUCUGUCGGCUUUAUUUGUCUCCGCUCUCUUCAUCUCUGUGAUAUUUGCCAUCAUCCCGCUGUGCAAUAAUGUCCUGGUGUUGGCCAUCGCCAUGGCUGUCUCUGGUUUGGCCAUGGGAAUUAUUGACACCAUUGCAAACAUCCAGCUGGUCACCAUAUAUCAGAAGGACUCAGCUGUUUUCUUACAGGCUCUUCAUUUCUUCAUUGGCUUCGGAGCCCUAGUGAGCCCUCUGAUUGCAGAUCCUUUCCUCUCAGAGCACGGCUGUGGGAAUCACACUGAGAACGGGACAGAGAUGAUGCAUCACUUCAGGAACCUGCUGAGAAACAGUCCCAUUGCAGCGCAAAACAUCAAUCAGAGUCACUUGCCCCAUGGGGGAGGAGAAGAAGAGUCCAUUGUGCACUAUGCCUUCUGGAUCAUGGCACUUAUAAAUCUGCCUGUGCCUAUCAUUGUCCUUUUCCUGAUGUAUCGGGAGCAGCUGAUCCCGUGCUGUCCCAGGAGCACUCCUCGUCUCCUGGACAAAGAUGAACUGGCCAUGGAAAACCAGCAGGGAGCUGAGGGCACAGAAGUGGAACAGGCAGCCCAUGAAGGUGGAGGUCAUGGGGAUAUCUUUAGCUGCUGUCAGAAUGAUAACCUGCGGGGGCUGCCAGUAUCCUUCUUCAUGAUCCACAUCCUUGGUGGUAUGGUGCUCUUCAUGACGGAUGGCAUUGUGGGCGCAUAUGCCGGUUUUGUGUAUGCGUAUGCUGUUGCACCGCCGAUAUCUCUGUCCCAUAAGACAGCAGGCUACCUGCCCAGCAUUUUUUGGGCAGCAAUCACUGCAGGCAGACUGCUGUCCAUCCCUCUGACGUAUCGCUUCCCAGUUGUGAGGCUGCUCAUGUUUAACCUGGUCGGCGCUAUUGUCACUGUGCUGCUGCUACUUAUCUUAUACACCAGCAGCACCUUUCUCUUUGUUGGUACCGGUUUGUGCGGGUUUUUCCUGAGCAGCAUCUUCCCGUGCAUGCUCGCCUACACUGAAGACAUCCUCAGUUACCAGGGAUGUGCCACCACAAUUCUGGUGACAAGUGCCGGGAUGGGCGAGAUGGUAAUGCAGGUUCUGGUUGGCUCGAUUAUCCAGACGGAGGGCAGUUAUAGCUUUCUUCUGUGUGGAGUGAUUAUCGCCUGCAUUGGUUUAAUGGUUUUCAUCGGCCUGUUUUUCUUUGCUCGAAUGCACACAAACUACCUCACAGCAGGAACGACAAAGAAGUCCGCUAUGGUGGAGGAAGAAACGCCCGAACAAAAUGGAUCGGCCAAAGUUGAGCCCGAAAAAGAGGCAGGGAAGAGCUGAGAGACGUUUUUUUUGGUUAUGAUAUCUCGAGC